UAUGCCAGAUUACAUAGAAUUUGCCUUAAAAUAUAAAGAUAUAUGCAAAUGCCAAUUUAUAUAUAUUAAAGAGGCUCAUUUUCUUGAAACAGAUGAGUAAGGCAAAUUCAUAGAUGGAUGGCCUAGAGGAUAUUUCGGCUUUGAGUAUCCAUAGCAUAAGAGCCAAGAAUAACGACUUUAAAUGGCAUAAAUUCUCAAAACUAAAUAUAAUAUUCCAGAUGAAUUUCCUAUUUAUCAAGAUAUCUAUCCUUAAAAUCUAUUUGAUGAAUCAUUUGGUAUUUGGCCAGAUAAUUUAUGUGUUUUUAAAGAUGGUAAAUUAAUUUAUAGAGGUAUCAUUAAUUUGGAUGGAACAAGAAAAGAAAGCCAUUCAAAAGAAUUAGAAGAAUGGCUUGAUAACUUUAAAUAUUGA
Molecule: messenger RNA, 409 nt
Organism: Paramecium primaurelia
Lineage: Eukaryota; Ciliophora; Oligohymenophorea; Peniculida; Parameciidae
Source: the annotation of a GenBank genome assembly